Molecule: messenger RNA, 3076 nt
Organism: Drosophila sulfurigaster albostrigata
Lineage: Eukaryota; Metazoa; Arthropoda; Insecta; Diptera; Drosophilidae
Exons: 4
Coding region: 41-3046 (1001 amino acids)
Molecular function (GO): monooxygenase activity; oxidoreductase activity, acting on paired donors, with incorporation or reduction of molecular oxygen; iron ion binding
Source: RefSeq, a predicted model, not a curated record
CGACUGAAGAGACUGAACAGUUGCAAAUGAAACGCGAGAAAUGCUUGAUGUGAUUGCGCUGCUAUUAAUUUCGCUUGCCAUCGGUUUCUGGUAUGUGCGAACCAGGCUUAGCUAUUGGUCACGUCGAUGCAUCAGCCACGAGCGACCAAGUUUCCCGAUGGGCAACAUGAAAGGAUUCCGCAAGACGCGACAUUUCAAAGAUAUUCUGACGCCAUUGUAUGAACGCUUCAAGAUCACUGGAGCACCCUUCGUGGGCUUCUACAUGAUGAUGCGCCCUGUGGUGUUGGUGCUCGAUGUGGAGAUGGCCAAACAAGUGUUGAUCCGAGACUUUGCCAACUUUGAAGACCGUGGCAUGUAUCACAAUGAACGCGAUGAUCCACUCACCGGGCAUCUCUUUCGCAUCGAUGGUCCCAAGUGGCGGCCUCUGCGUCAGAAGAUGUCUCCGACUUUCAGCUCCGGCAAGAUGAAGUAUAUGUUUCCCACCGUGUGCGCCGUCGGCGAGGAACUGGCUCAAGUCUGUGCCGAGCAAGCAGAGAAUGCCAUCUGUGGUAUUCUGGAGAUUAGUGAUCUGAUGGGCAGAUACACGACGGAUGUGAUUGGUCGCUGUGUCUUUGGCAUCGAUUGCAAUGGACUGCGCAAUCCCCAUGCCGAGUUUGCUGUAAUGGGACGACGAGCGUUCACGGAUCGGCGACACAAUAAACUAAUUGAUGGCUUCAUUGAGAGUUUUCCCAACUUGGCACGACGUCUGCGGCUCUGUCAAAUCCACAAGGAUAUCACCAACUUUUACAUGCGCAUUGUGCGGGAUACUGUCAAGGAGCGUGAGGUGAAAACCAUUAUUCGCCCCGAUUUCAUGAAUCUGCUCAUUGAGAUGAAGCACCGAGGUGAGCUCACGCUGGAGGAGAUGACCGCUCAAGCGUUUAUCUUCUUUGCCGCCGGCUUCGAUACUUCGGCAUCCACUCUGGGAUUCGCGCUCUUCGAACUAGCAAAGCAACCACAAAUCCAACAGAAGCUGCGCCAAGAAAUCGAAGAAACUAUUGAGGCAAAAGGCGGAGUAUUCACUUACGAAGUCGUGCAGGAGCUGCGCUACAUGGAGCUGGUCAUAGCAGAGACCUUACGCAAGUAUCCCGUCUUGCCACACAUUUCCCGCAUUUCACGAAAUUGCUAUCCGGCGAUGGGAAAUCGACAUUUCUAUAUUGAACCUGGUCAGAUGGUACUUAUCCCCGUGUAUGCCAUACACCACGAUCCAGAUCUGUAUCCAGAACCGGAAAAGUUUAUCCCCGAGCGUUUUACCAUCGAAAAUAUGCGACAACGUCCCACUGCCUCGUGGUUGCCCUUUGGAGAUGGUCCCCGCAAUUGUAUUGGUAUGCGAUUUGGCAAGAUGCAGACGAUCAUUGCCUUGGUUCAAUUGCUGCGACGCUUUGAGUUCAGUGUCUGUCCACGCACAGAGUCAAAAAUAGAGUUUGUCAAGCACAACAUAUUGCUCGCGCCGGCCACUGGAAUCUAUCUAAAAGUUGAAGAGAUUAGAAAAACUCAGUCUUCAACAGGGCGUGAAAUGUUGAUCAUAGCGUUAAUUGGUAUUAUUCUCGGGCUGCUAUAUUACGCAGCCCGUAAUCGGUACACUUACUGGGGUCGUCGUGGAAUCCCGCACGAUGAGCCAACGUUUCUCAAGGGUAACAUGGGAGACUGGCCAUCGAAACGUCAGAUUGGUGUGAUUUUCAAAGAUUAUUAUUUGAAGUACAAGAAUAGCGGCAGUCCAUUUGCUGGCCUCUAUUUCUUUUUUACGAAGACUAUUGUCGUCACCGAUCUGGAACUGGCCAAACGCGUGUUAAUCAAAGACUUUAAUAACUUUGAGAAUCGCGGUAUAUUCUAUAAUGAAGAAGACGAUCCCCUGUCGGCAACUUUGUUUAGUAUUGAAGGUCAAAAAUGGCGUCAUCUACGGCACAAGCUUUCGCCCACCUUCACAUCGGGCAAGAUGAAGCACAUGUUGCCCAUUGUAUUGAGAGUGGCCGAAGAAAUGUCCAAGGUAUUCAACGAGAAGUUGCCAUCAGCCAAGGAGUUGGAAAUCACCGAUUUGGUCGGUCGCUACACUGCCGAUGUAAUUGGCACUUGUGCCUUUGGUCUCAAUUGCAAUAGCCAACGUGGUGCGAAUGCCGAUUUCGUAGACAUAGGCAAACGUGCGGUGACUGAGCGUCGCUAUUAUGGUCUGUUGGAUUUCUUUAUAUUCGGGUUUCCGAAAUUGUCGCGACGCCUCCAUCUGAAAAUCACAACCGAAGAGGUUGACGAUUUCUAUACUCGCAUUGUCAGAGAAACAAUCGACUAUCGCCUGAAGACGAAGGAGAAACGCAAUGAUUUCAUGGACAUGCUCAUCGAAAUGUAUCAGAAGCAUCAGGAGGGAAAUACUGAGGAUGGUCUGUCGUUUGAAGAAUUAGCUGCCCAGGCUUUCAUAUUCUUCGUCGCCGGAUUUGAAACGAGCUCCACAACUAUGGGCUUUGCCCUCUACGAACUAGCACAACAUCAGGAUAUACAGGACAAGCUUAGAGCGCAAAUCAAAGAAGUGCUGGCUAAACACAAUAAUGAAUUCAGCUAUGAUAAUAUUAAAGAAAUGGAACUCUUAGAGCAGGUCGUUAUGGAAACCCUCCGCAAGUAUCCCGUGUUGGCUCAUUUAACGAGGAAGGCAAACUCGGACUAUUCGCCUGAUGAUCCCAAAUAUUACAUUGAAAAAGACAGUGUUGUGGUUAUUCCUGCACUGGGCAUUCACUAUGAUCCAGACAUCUAUCCAGAACCAGAGGAGUUCAAGCCAGAACGCUUCACGGAAUCUGCGAUCCAGGCGCGGCCAUCUUGCACUUGGCUGCCCUUUGGCGAUGGUCCUCGGAACUGUAUUGGCUCGCGCUUUGGCCUAAUGCAGACUUGUGUAGGUCUGGGCCAUCUGAUUAAGGACUUUAAGUUUUCUGUUUCACCAACCACUCAAAUACCCAUUACAUUUGUGAAGAAAAACAUAUUGUUAUGUGCUGAGAAUGGCAUUCAUCUUAAGGUCGAAAAGAUUUAAUUAACAUCCGCAUUUGUAAAAAAAAACAAA